AUGACGCGCAGCCACGGCACACGCUCCACAGGUGUGCCUGAGAGAGGCUCACAAGGACAACAGGGCCAGCACAUCCCGCACGGACCAGCAGCGCACGGCAGUCAAAACAGCCACCCAGGGCUCUCAGCAGCGCACGGCAGUCAAAACAGCCACCCAGGGCUCUCAGCAGCGCACGGCAGUCAAAACAGCCACCCAGGGCUCUCAGCAGCGCCGGCAACUCCCUCACCCAGGCGGUAUCUCCGGAUGCCAGCCCUUGGCCUCGGGCGCCUGCGCGCGCCGAUCUCUUGCGCCGGCGCAAGGGCAGUUCCUGGUUCGAGCGCGGCCCCGGCCCUAGCAGUGGCGCUGCUGCGCACGGUGAUGGCGACGUUGAGGGUUUUGGCGCUGUGGGUGUCGAGCCUGGCGCUGGUGAGUGGCGGUGGGACGGCACUGGAGCACCUCAUCGCCACGGCUCCGCCGUCACCUGCGCAGGCAUGUUCAGAGUUUUCCCAGAGGUCCUGUGAAGAAUGUCUAAAAAAUGUUUCGUGCCUUUGGUGUUAUACCAACAACACUUGUAUUGAUUACCCUGUAAGAAGCAUUGUUCCAUCAUCUUCAUUGUGUUCUCUCUCAAACGCUCGUUGGGGAGUUUGCUGGAUAAACUUUGAGGCUUUAAUUAUUGCCAUAGCCGUAGUAGCUGGACUCAUCCUGGUGUCCGUAGCAGUCUGUUGCUGUUAUUGCUGUUAUUGCAGAAGACGUUCCAGGAGUAGACCAGAUGAAGAAGAGGAAUGGCUAGCCAGAAAGAGAGAGGAACGGAGACUACAGUCUUUACAGAGGAAACAUGAAAGAAAACUGAAGCAUGAUGAAAUACGUAAGAAGUAUGGUCUUCUCCAGGAUUCUGAUAAUCCGUACAGCAGAUUUGAGAAUGAAUAAAGCUGAGCAUCUUCCACUAGAGCUGUAACUACACAGUACAGGAAGACAGUUUGUUUUUGUCUGCCCUUUAGGCUCUUCUUUCUUUCCUCAGAGGUUUUGGUUUUCCUGGUUGUAAAACUGGGAGUGGAUAAGGACGUUAUGUAAUACAGUUUUCUGUCUAUAUAGAGCUAAUUUAUCUGUAAAUGCUUUUGGUUCUUGAAAUGUUUGAUUUUUUUUUUACAGUGGCAUUUAAAUGUGAAAUACUGUCUUAAUACUGUAUUUUAUUACUUGAUGUAGAUGACUAAUAGUCACAAUCGUAUAUAUGAAUUCAGUAUUAACUGCCACCUAAAAUAAUUUUUCCCUUGUUCUUAAAUGUGAUAAAUGAAGUAUCCCCGAUCAGGAUUCCGGUUGAAUUUUGGAAUUUAUUGGAUGAAUAAGAGCAAGCAAACAGCGCUGGGUGCACUGAGAGCCUCUGCUCUAUCAGGACGCACACCCGUCACAUCCCGAGUUCGCGUUAAGUAGGGUAGGCCUUAUACGUAUUCAUGACUUUUCCUUGAAGGGGCUGAAAAAUGUUAAUCAUUUCUGGGAAGGGGUCCUCUCCUUCUGGCGCAUGCUUUGUUCCAUCUUGGGAGUCUUUUUCACCCUCUUUAAGUGGUCGUUGGAGGAAGUCAGUAGUCUUCCUCACAGUGUCCCCCAGGCAACUUCCGUGUGUAUAUCUCUGCAAAACUGGUUCAAGCUAAUCUCCUCAAAACAUCUGGCAAGUUACAAGAAGCAGAAACACCCUCCUUAUCAAAACCUGGUUCAAGCUAGUCUUCCAAGACACCUGUCAAGCUGCUGUUACGAAAAGCAAGAACAAGUUACACAAGAACAAAUAAAGCUACCAAAAAUUAUCAUCCAUAUUCAUUGCUCCACAUUGACACGAAUCAAGGGAACACAUUUCACAAUCCCCCAUUUCCUUUUUGAUACUAUUGAUUUGUGUUUUAGCUUCUGAGUUAAUACUUGUUUGAUCGAUAUCAAUUUUGGAUCUUCCUUCAAUUUUAAUAUCAUCAAAGGGUUGGUUUUACCGCUUGUUGCUUUUUCAGGAUCUAUGGGCAUAGCAGUAAUUUGCAUACCUUCGAUUAUAGAGUGGAUCAGUCUAAUCAAACACGGGAUCAUACAAGGUAAAAACAAUAAGCUUAAUAUUGAACACAAUAUCAUAAAUCCUAAUUUCUUCCACCAAACACCACCAAAUAAAUUAUCCCACCAGUCAUUUUUUAAAAUUGAGUCCCAUCAUUGUACAGGUACAUGUGCAUUAUCUGCAAUCUUUGUAAUUGUAUCCCCAUGAUCAUCAGUUUCUAUACAACAUUCAGAUGUAUUAAAUUUUCCACACACACCUCCUUCUGCUGUCAGUAGAUAAUUCAAGGUGGGCCGAUUCUGAUACAUGGCUGCUCAAGUUUGAGGUAAUUGUUUUGCUACUAAUUCUAAAGCCCAAGCAGUUUGAUUAGUAAUUAUUUCAACUACUGCUUGUAACCAAAUGAUGCGGUUUAGCAUGUAGAUAGGAGUUCUAGAACACCAACUUCCAUCUUGCGCCCAUGUAGCUGGGUCAUAAUAAUUAAUGAUUCGUUCCGGGGGCCAUUCAUUAUCUUUCCACUUUUGUGCUCCCCCUGUUAAUAUACUUCUCUUUCUUCGGUUCAGGGUCUCAUACAAAGGUAUUCCCAAGUGAUUAUUUUUCAUUUUUGGCAGCAAGGAAAAGGCAGGUUGGAUCAUUCCAAUGGUACAGCUACCUCUCCAUCUCUUUGGUAGUUUGUUAUAUGCUCUUUGCCCACAUAUCCAAAAUAGCCCAUCAGGAGACUUCCAAUUGCUAUUUGUUUUUCUAGGGUUUUCCCAAAAGGACUUCAGAUCCCUAAUUUCUUCAAAUGUGUUUGCAUUCAUUGUGUUUUUCCAACAUUGAGUUUGAUUGCCAGAGCAGUUGGUAGUCCAGUACCCAUCGGGUGACUUUGGCCACGAGAUACUACUUGUUGAGUUAGUGGUGAAGAUCAUUUUGCAAGGUGUAUGUCCAACAUACUGUGUAAAAUCACUGCUAUUUCUAGAUAUACAAAACUGGCCUAUUACUUCAUGACUUAGCGCCCAACCUUCAGGCCUGUUUGUGCUGGAUUUAUGGGUGUUGUUCCAUUCUAAUAAUUCUUGGGGUUCCACACUCCUCUCCAUGGCCACUGCUCAGUCAUCUGAGACCCUCCACAUAUCCAACAAGAGGAUACAUUCAAUUCUGUAGCUAUUUUCUGCAUCAAAUCUACAAAUUCUGUCCUCUAGUUGGUAGAUCCCAUGUGCUCAUCCUUUGAGUUUUUCAUAUAAUGAUUUUGAAGGAGGUUGUUUGCGAUUUGUUUUUAAUCUUCGUGUAACAUUCUUUACUAAUUCUUCUUUAAAUCUAUCUUCUUGUCCUCCCCCAUCUGAAUACCCCCACAUUCCUCCUUGAGUGAAGCAUAUAUAUUUCUCUCCCUUGGGACAAGUUCCAUAGCCAUGGACUACUCUUCCUGUCUUGUCUCCAAGAUUCUCAGCUACCCAAAGAGUCAAUCCUGCUGUUUGGCAUUUUUCCAGUUGAGUUCUUUUAUAACACCCAGCAUUUAUGUGGGUAUGAUAGGCCAGAGUUGACACCGUUUGUUUCCCAUAUGCCACUUGUUGGUAGCAUUUGGAGCACGAAUCGGCUGAAACUCCAUGUAGGAUUAGGUUGAUCCAUACAAACAAAAUCAAACCCCACCUUUUUACUCCUCUGCCUCCACCGCCUCCUGGGGUGCUUCCAGCAGCGGGGUUUUUCAUCUUCACGGCAGCAGGGAUAUUCUUCAGGGGUCUCAUAUGGAUCAUGCUAAAUGAGUCUCGUAUGGAUUUUGCCAAACUUCAGUAUUAAGGGGAUUUCCUAGUUUAUUUAGUUCAGUUUCUAACAUGUGGCCUAACAAUCCUUUAAACUUGUGUGGAGUUUCUCCCUACCUUAUUGUAGUAGAACUCUAUCUUCAAAGUGUGCUUAGGUGUUGAGGGAAGGAAUUUUUCGCAAAAUGAUCUUACCACCACUCUCAGUUACUGUCACAAAGUCUCCUUUGUUGCGUGUUCUUUCAAGAUCGUCUGAGGGUCAAUUUAGUCUCUUCACGCUCAGAUGCGACUUUCCAUUCUUUCACUGGACCUUUUACUCGCGAAACGUGGGUCCAUCCCUUUUCAGCAGUUCUCACAGCCGUCUCUGUAGUUAAAACAAGAAAAGGUCCCUCCCAGAGAGGAGAUAAGGUUUCUUCCUUCCAUGCUUUUAUUAGAACUUUAUCUUCUGGUUCUAAUUGGUGAAUUGCAAAUCCAAGCGGUGGAGUCUGGGCUAACAUUCCAAUUUCUCUUAAUUCUUUUAAUCUUUUUCCAAUGGUUCCCACAUAUUUCUGGAUAGUUUGAUCCUCAAUUACAUUGUUCUCUAGAGGCAUCCCUUGGGAAUAAGGCAUGCCAUAUAACAUUUCAUAUGGUGAUAAUCUAGUUUCACUGUGGGGUUUAGUUCUUAUGUUCAAAAGUGCCAAUGGCAAGCACUUUGUCCAGGACAUUUGGGUCUCAAUCAUCAAUUUAGCUAACUGUUGUUUUAUUGUUUGAUUCAUCCUUUCUACUUUUCCUGAACUCUGUGGGUGCCAAGGAGUAUGGUAUUCCCACUGGAUACCUAAUGAUUGGCAUAAUAAUUUUAUUACUUUAGAAGUAAAGUGCAUGCCUUUGUCUGAGUCUAUGUACUGGAUUAUCCCAUAUCUAGGUACUAAGUGUUCCAGUAAAAUUUUUACUACCAUCUGUGCCAUGGCUCGUGCCACAGGGUAAGCCUCUACCCAUUGUGUUAAGUGAUCCAUGAUUACUAGUAAGUAUUUUACCCUUCCCACCUUGGGUAAUUCUGUAAAAUCAACUUGUACUCUUUCAAAAGGUCUAUAAGGUGUUUUUCUUCCUCCGGUUGCUACUUGUCAAAAUAUUUUCUUAUUUAUCGUUUGACACGUUAAGCAACCCCGUGUAAUUUGCUUUGUUAUUUCAAAGAUUCCAAUAUAGCCAAAUUGUUUAAGAAAAUGAUCACUUAAUGCUUUUGUACCCCAAUGCAUUUGUGCGUGUAAGCGUUCCAUAAUCUGUCUAGCAAGGGCUUUUGACAACAUUUCCCACCCAUCAGGUAACAUCCAUUUCCCUUGUUCUAAUUUGGCCCCUAUUUUCUCCAACUCAUUUAAUUCCUCAGGGGUAAAUUUAUUUUCUCUUUGUUCUUGUUCCUUUUCAUUGUUGCCUCUCUUAGUUUGUACUACACAGACUUUAAUCAUCUGAGCCCUGAGAGCUGCUUCCUGAGCCUCCUUAUCUGCUAAGUUAUUUCCUCUAGUUCGGUAAUCUAAUCCUUUUUGGUGUCCUCUUACAUGUACUAUGGCUAUUUUCUUCGGUUCCCUUAGAGUUUUUAGGAUAUUUAGUAUUAAUUCUUGAUGUAUAAAAUUCUUCCCAGGUAUAAAUAUUGGGGCCUAAGAAUUGGUCUAAUUUUUCAACUACCCCAAGGGGAUCAUCUAAUAGGGUCCCCAUUUCUUUCUUAAAAUUUCUUACAUUUGUGGCAUUUAAUGGGACUGCCACAAACCCAAUGCCUCCCUGAUUUCCUCCGAGGGGUACUUCUCGUAAGGGAUAUAGAGAAGCUCCCUCAGAUGUGGCAGUCCUACUUCUCGUACAUGCAGCCGGAGGUAGAUCUAAUUCUGGUGCAGUUGGUGGUGAAGGCAGGGGCAACGGUGGCGCUGGUGGAGGUACUACAGCCACUGGAGGGCGAGCCGCCACCGGAGGUGGAUUGUUAGAAUAUGGAGGCGGUAAGUUAUCUAGUGGCUCCCAUUUAUCAUCUUUUUCCUUUACUUUUCCAUUUUUAUCCCCUUCUUCUUCCUCAAACUUUUCAUCUGCUUUCAGUGGAAGUAUUGAGGCUGGAAAAGGACGUGAAGUCCUAAUCCAUAAUCCUGCAUAAUCACUUUCCUCCUGACUAAAAGUUUCCUUUGAAUUAACAUAUAUAUUUAAAGCGUGGCAAAUCCAGUCCUCAAAAGAUCCAAAACAGGCCAAAAGACAUGUGGCUUUAAAGGUUUCUUUGGCCAUUCAGUCAUACAAUAUUGGGCUAAUUUUAAUUUACUUUUUCCUUUUCUGGGGCCCCUUUCAUUCCAAUCCCUAAUCAUUAUUCCUAAUGGACUUUCUGAUGGUAUGUCUGGUAAUUUGCUCCCUUUCUUUAGGUCCUGGGUCUUUGACUUUUUCUGACCCAUCUAGGAAUUUUGCUGUGGCAAUUCCUACAGCUCUUGGUUACGAGUGUCUUGCAGGGGGUUUAGGGCCUAUCACCCACCCAUGAAUACUAUAGGAAUCGCUUUGGUCCUUCACUGGCCAAGUCCCUCGCGGGAGAUUGGAACCAUGGUUAGAAGACCUCCACUCUCACUUCGGAACCAGGUUCCGUCUCAAUCACACUCUUACACGCACAGGCAACUGAAUCCCACCCAACUGAACGGUAUACGCCUUAAAUAGUUACGACUCCGUCGUCCUCGUUCAGAUCUUCGCGCACUGAAUUAUGGGCAAAAUAAACUGCUGCAGCCGGCAAGGGAGCUCCUAAAAAUCAAUUCUUUGCUUGCCCCUAUUCAGGUUCAGGCUGGUGUUAGUCCUGACCCGACCCGAUCAGGAGCAACCAAAUGGUGGGGCACCCCUCCUAAAUCAAGUCAGAAUUCAGGAACCAAGACCCUCCUGGACGAGCCCCCAGUUGUGAUAAAUGAAGUAUCCCCGAACAGGAUUCCGGUUGAAUUUUGGAAUUUAUUGGAUGAAGAAGAGCAAGCAAACAGCGCUGGGUGCGCUGAGAGCCUCUGCUCUAUCAGGACGCACACCCGUCACAUCCCGAGUUCGCGUUAAGUAGGGUAGGCCUUAUACGUAUUCAUGACUUUUCCUUGAAGGGGCUGAAAAAUGUUAAUCAUUUCUGGGAAGGGGUCUUCUCCUUCUGGCGCAUGCUUUGUUCCAUCUUGGGAGUCUUUUUCACCCUCUUUAAGUGGUCGUUGGAGGAAGUCAGUAGUCUUCCUCACGGUGUCCCCCAGGCGACCUCCAUGUGUAUAUCUCUGCAAAACUGGUUCAAGCUAAUCUCCCCAAAACAUCUGGCAAGUUACAAGAAGCAGAAACACCCUCCUUAUCAAAACCUGGUUCAAGCUAGUCUUCCAAGACACCUGUCAAGCUGCUGUUACGAAAAGCAAGAACAAGUUACACAAGAACAAAUAAAGCUACCAAAAAUUAUCAUCCAUAUUCAUUGCUCCACAUUGACACAAAUCAAGGGAACACAUUUCACAUAAAUUAAGAUUUUUUUUUUCCUUACUCUGUUUUUUAUAAAAAUCAAAGGCAACAUGGAAGCUCAGCUUCACACAGCAGAAACAGCUAAUGCUGGUAUUGAUGAGAAAACUCAAUUGUGAAAAUGUUAAUGUGUACUAUGAAUAUAUCAGUGAUGUGGAAAAAUAGAAAAAUGGAAGAAGGACAUUCUUGAAUUAAGCAUAGUUUGUUUUGUGGCUGAUUUUAAGAAGAAACAUCAGUCUGUGUGAACACUGUUGUGUUUUUUUCUGUUAGCUUAAUGUGUAAUUAACAAAAAACCCCUGAAACAGAAGUUGACAAGGUUCUGCAGUUCACUAGGGUUGACCCUGGUCAGCAGCUAAGUACCACUCAGUUUCUGGCUCCCUCCCUACAGUGGGAUGAGGGAGAGAAUGAGAACAGCAAAAAUGAGCAAACUUUUAGGAUGUGAUAAAGACAAUUUAAAGAGUGAAGAAAUGGAAGGUAGGAGGAACAAGUCAUGCAAAGACAAUCACCACCUCCCAGAAGGAGACCUCUUCCCACCCGUCCCUCAGUUUCUGUUGCUGAGCAUGAUGUAUGGUGUGGAAAUACCAUUUUGAUUGAUUCUGGACAGCUGUCCCAACUGUCCCCUCCCAGGUUCUUGCCGACCACUGGCCUACUUGCUGGAGUGGGCAGAGUGGAGAGAAGUGGAACUCCACUGCUGGGCAAGCACUGCUCAUCACAAGCCAGAGCUUGGAUGUGGUGUCAGCACUGUUCUAGCAUCAGCUCCAAAGCCAAGUACUGUAAGGGCUGCUAUGAAGAAAGUUGUCUCCAUCCCAGACAGAUCCAGUACAGUAAGAAAGCAGUAUCUUCUUUUAACCUUUUAUUGUUUCAAUAUUUCCAUAAUGUGAUUUAUUUUCUGUCUGUCUCUUCAUAGAGGUGUUUUCAUAGAGCAUGUGUAGUAGCUUACCAGUGUGGUGCAGUUUGCAAUGUGCCUUCUCUCUGACCAGUCUAAUGAAAGUUCCCAUUUACUCUGUACAUUUUAAAUAACCUCACUUGUUGUAUAUUUUCCAUUUAAAAAAAAUGUACAGUAUUAAAGGUGUUCAUUUUAUUUUUAUCAACAUUCCUAAAAUAAAUGCUUCAACAUCUUUAGUUUAGUUCUGUUUAGUUCUAUUGUUCCAUACAAUUUUAAAUUAGCUUGAUUUAAAAGUGACCAAGUAUGAGAAAGGAAAAGAUGCAUUUUUUGCAUUUGCUGUUUUUCUGACAUACAAAUAAAACCUUAACAGCAUGUAUGUGUGAUGGGAAUUAAAUCUUGCCUGUGGGGCAUGAUAUGAACUGCCAUUCCUUCCAGUGCCAAAAAACUACCUCUACUUAGGCUUUAGUAACUAUCACUUAUCAUUGAUUUUUCGUACUGUGUUCACUUCCAUUCUUUUACCAUUCUUAGCUCUGUAGACAGUUUCUCUGUGUACAGUUUUUCAAGAGCUUGUAUAAAAUUGCCUCAGUUCAUGAAUCAUGUUUUAAUUAGUGUUAAUGGGAUAAUGGUCCAAUUUUCCUUUUUUCUUAAUUCAUAUUUAGCACGUUAUUAGUACACACUGUUUAACUUCAUAUGUUUCUUCAUCUGUCAGCUAUUGUCAAGUCUGGCUGUCUUCGAAGAAUGAUGGUCUGUGAUAAGAGUGAGUUGAUAGUGUGAAAAUAAAACAUGCUGGUGGUUUUCA
Colius striatus (speckled mousebird) is the source of this 8858-nucleotide messenger RNA. Its product is annotated as pituitary tumor-transforming gene 1 protein-interacting protein. Lineage: Eukaryota; Metazoa; Chordata; Aves; Coliiformes; Coliidae. The record is from RefSeq and is a predicted model, not a curated record. Gene Ontology annotation, cellular component: cytoplasm; nucleus. The transcript has 7 exons. Gene Ontology annotation, biological process: protein import into nucleus. Bases 1 to 906 code for a protein of 301 amino acids.